Salvia splendens (bonfire salvia) is the source of this 1032-nucleotide messenger RNA. RefSeq lists its product as uncharacterized. The transcript is spliced from 3 exons. Bases 1 to 1032 code for a protein of 343 amino acids. The record is from RefSeq and is a predicted model, not a curated record. NCBI's taxonomy places the organism in Eukaryota, Viridiplantae, Streptophyta, Magnoliopsida, Lamiales, Lamiaceae. Gene Ontology annotation, molecular function: nucleic acid binding.
AUGGAGGCAACAGAGGAGUAUGACAUAAUCAAGAAAACAGUUUAUAGGCUGUGGAAGAAAGCAAAACAGCAGAUGCAAAUGGGAGAACCUGCAAUCAUGGAAGGCAAGAUUAAAGGCUAUAAUCAUUCAGACAAGUUAAUUCUAGAUGAAGAAAAGGUCGGAAUUUUAUCCACACUUGAAAGGUCUUCAAUUAGAAAAAUUGCACACAAAUUGUCUGUUAGCAAAAGCACACUUGGUAGAGUUCAGUUUGAAAGCAUGCACAAUGUUGUGCAUGUUGAUGAAAAAUGGUUCUAUAUGACCAAGUCAUCAGACAGGUAUUACCUCUUGCCGGAUGAGGAUGAGCCAUAUAGGGCAUGCAAGUCAAAGAGGUUCAUCACCAAAGUGAUGUUCAUGUGUGUUGUAAGUAGGCCUGUGUUUGGCUUGGAUGGCCAAACCAAAUUUGAUGGAAAGUUGGGCAUUUUCCCUUUUACAGAAGUGGUUGCAGCAAAAAGGAAAUCCAAGAAUAGGCUUAAAAGCACACUUGAGACUAAACCAAUCCAGUCAGUCAAUAAGAGUGUGAUGAGGGACUCCAUUAUCCACAGGAUUGUACCAGCAAUUAAGGCCAAGUGGCCUGAGUGGGCAAGCAAAGAGAUCUACAUCCAGCAAGACAAUGCCACACCCCACAUAAAUGGCUUGGAUACUGAAUUUGAGGCUGUUGCCAAAUCAGAUGGAUUUAAAAUCCAUCUGAAUUGUCAACCACUCAAUUCACCUGACACCAACAUUUUAGACCUAGGAUUUUUCAGGGCUAUUCAAACACUGCAGCAUGAGAAACCAUACAAUAGUGUUGACACAUUGUUGGAGAAUGUGUGUAGCUCUUAUGCAGAGUUGUCACCACAAACCCUAAACAGGGUAUUCCUCUCAUUGCAGGCUUGCCUCACACAGAUCAUGGCAUUUAGGGGUGGGAACAAUUACAAGGUCCCUCACAUUAACAAGGACAAUUGGAAAGAACUGUGGGACUACCCAAUGCACUGGAUGUGGAUGAGGAGCUUGUGA